AUGUGUCAAAACGAAGUUGAAGUCAAUGGCUGGACCAGCAUGCCUGCUAAUGCUGGCGCCAUCUUUGGUGAUGAACCCUUCAUCAACGUACCGGAAGCCCUAUCGAUCGAUGAGAUCAAGUUUCCAACUGAUGACCCUAUUGUCGAGAAAACUUUGAGAUAUGCAAAGACCGCUCUUCCCAUUGAAAUAGUCAACCACUCUAUGAGAGUUUACUACUACGGAAUGGUGAUCACCAAGCAGCAGUUCCCUAAGCAAGCCAGUGCCCUUAGCCCCAGUACCUGGGCCUUGACCUGUUUGCUGCACGACAUCGGUACUUCCGAGCAAAACCUCACUGCAACUCGGAUGUCCUUUGGACUUUGGCAAGUUGAUUCAUGA
Aspergillus fischeri NRRL 181 is the source of this 375-nucleotide messenger RNA. RefSeq names its product putative cyanamide hydratase. The transcript has 2 exons. The coding region runs from base 1 to 375 and encodes 124 amino acids. NCBI's taxonomy places the organism in Eukaryota, Fungi, Ascomycota, Eurotiomycetes, Eurotiales, Aspergillaceae. The record is from RefSeq and is a predicted model, not a curated record.